AUGACGGACGUGGAGGGUUCAGACGUAGAGGGCUCAGACGUGGAGGGUUCAGAUGUGGAGGGCUCAGACCUGGAGGGCUCAGACGUAGAGGGUUCAGACGUGGAGUGCUCAGACGUGAAGGGCUCAGACUUGGAGGGCUCAGACUUGGAGGGCUCAGACUUGGAGGGCUCAGACGUGGAGGGCUCAGACGUGGAGGGCUCAGACGUGGAGGGCUCAGACGUGGAGGGCUCAGACGUGGAGGGCUCAGACUUGGAGGGCUCAGACGUGGAGGGCUCAGACCUGGAGGGUUCAGACGUGGAGGGUUCAGACGUGGAGGGCUCAGACGUGGAGGGCUCAGACGUGGAGGGCUCAGACGUGGAGGGCUCAAAUGUAGAGAAAAAAUUUGGUGAAAACACUGUUUAG
Procambarus clarkii (red swamp crayfish) is the source of this 402-nucleotide messenger RNA. Its product is annotated as BTB/POZ domain-containing protein KCTD9-like. NCBI's taxonomy places the organism in Eukaryota, Metazoa, Arthropoda, Malacostraca, Decapoda, Cambaridae. The record is from RefSeq and is a predicted model, not a curated record.